UGCACGCAUGCGUCUCAGAGCGGCGACACCAUUUUAGAGGAGGGAAGGAAAACGGACACUUACUGACAAUCAGUAAUAAUAUAUCAGCAGUUUAACUAAUAAGAGCUCAUGUGUGUGCUGAGAAACAGGGACAGAUAGAAGAUCCUCGCUGGUCCACAGAAGAGCCGGGCUCCGACAUCAGCUCAGCGUCUGUUCUGGGUGUAUUGUUGUUAUUGUUGUGUGUUUGUGUGUGUUCGGGAGAAACUGAAGCAGUGCGGUUCUGUCCUCAGUCCAGAUGGACGGAGACGAGGAGAUCCGUUCAGAUGAUGGCAGCGCUACUCCAGUUCAGGACGAGAAGGACGAGGCGAGACCCGAAUCACGACAGUCUGAGGAUGAAGGCAGUGAUAACGAGGACGCCGCUCACCACAGGAGGUCUGAGAACGCAGACAGCGGGUCGGAUCACGGGGCUCGUGGAGGAGGAGACGCGAGCGAUUCGGAGUCCGAGCCGCCGCGGCCCGCAGACAGUGAGGAAGAUGAGGUGGGCAGCUCUCUUGUGAAGCGAAGAGCGAGCACCUCAGACAUGGAGGAGGAGGAGAAACCGCACCCAGCCAGUGACUCCGAGCCGGAGGAAACCGAGAAGAGACACAGCCCUAAAUCAGACGCGGGCAGCGAUUCAGACGAGGACAAACCCAAACAGAAAACUCUGAGAGACUCUGAGGAGGAGGAGAAACCGCACCCAGCCAGCGACUCCGAGCCGGAGGAAACCGAGAAGAGAGACGGCCCUAAAUCAGACGCGGGCAGCGAUUCAGACGAGGACAAACCCAAACAGAAAACUCUGAGAGACUCUGAGGAGGAGGAGAAACCGCACCCAGCCAGCGACUCCGAGCCGGAGGAAACCGAGAAGAGAGACAGCCCUAAAUCAGACGCGGGCAGCGAUUCGGACGAGGACAAACCCAAACAGAAAACUCUGAGAGACUCUGAUGUGGAGGAGGAGGAGGAGGAGGAAGGAGGGAGGAAGCAGAAGGGAAAGUGGAAAGCUGUGAUGAACUCUGACAGUGAGGAUGAGGACGAGAGACCGAAACGGAAAACAGGAAGUGAUGAGGAUGAAGGGCCUAAACGACGGGCUCUGGCCAGUGAUGAUGAUGAUGAUGAAGAUGAGAAGCCUGAGGAUGAGGACCGAAACGGAAAACAGGAAGUGAUGAGGAUGAAGGGCCUAAACGACGGGCUCUGGCCAGUGGCCAGUAUGAUGAUGAAGAUGAGAAGCCUGGUGUGUGUGUGUGUGUGUAACCGUCUCUUUCUGUCCCUCAGGAAAAUGAUCGCAGACAUCUUUGGAGAGUCCGGCGAAGAGGAAGAGGAGGAGUUUACGGGCUUCAAUCAAGAGGAGCUGGAGGCCGAGCGGCCGCAGGCACCGGGACACAAGGGACUGGAGAACGACUCGGAUUCAGAUGAAGAUGUGGACAGAGGAGGAAAAGACAUGUCCUUCAUGUCAGACUUUGAGAUCAUGUUGGCCCGUAAGAAAGCUCAGAGCGGCAAACGCAGACACAAUCGAGACGGAGGGACGUUCAUCAGUGACGCCGAUGAUGUUGUGAGCGCCAUGAUCACCAAAAUGACAGAAGCUGCAGAGGAGGACCGGACUCUGAACAGUCAGAAGAAACCGGCUCUGAAGAAGCUCAUGCUGCUGCCCACAGUGGUGAUGCAUUUAAAGAAGCAGGAUCUGAAGGACACGUUCAUAGACAGCGGUGUGAUGAUGGCUAUAAAGGAAUGGAUCAGUCCUCUCCCGGAUAAGAGUCUCCCAGCGCUCAAGAUACGAGAAGAGCUCCUCAAGAUCCUGCAGGAACUGCCCAGCGUGAGUCAGGAGACACUGAAGCUCAGUGGAAUCGGUCGAGCCGUCAUGUACCUCUACAAACACCCAAAAGAGUCUCGCCCGAACAAAGACCUCGCGCUCAAACUCAUCAACGAGUGGUCACGGCCCAUCUUCGGUUUAUCGUCCAACUACAAGGGAAUGACGAGAGAAGAGCGAGAGCAGAGAGACCUGGACCAGCAGAUCGCCCCACGCAGACGCCUCAGCUCCGGAGGACAGACUCCUCGCAGAGAUCUGGAGAAAGUGCUGACCGGAGAGGAGAAGGCGUUGCGGCCGGGUGACCCGGGUUUCUGUGCUCGAGCUCGUGUGCCCAUGCCCUCCAAUAAGGAUUACGUGGUUCGACCCAAGUGGAACGUGGAUGUGGACUCAAACAGAGCUCCGCUGAAGAAGGGUUUGACGCGAGUAGAUAAACAGAUGCGGCGUUUCGCAGAUAUCAAGCGCUUGACGAAGACGGGGCACGCGGUGAAGAUCAGCGUGGAGGGGAACCGCAUGCCGCUCUGAGAUCCAGUCUUUGAUUCUCCAGCAGUUCUGAGUCAUAUUGUGUGUGUCUGUGCUGUAGCUGCAUUUGCUGUGUGUUCAGAGAGCUGCUCUGCGAAUGUUUUGCCCUUUGGUUCUGAUGUAUCUUUCAUAAUAAAGAGUUUCCAUGUCCGACAUUUUACUCCUGUUCUCCUGGCCUUUUGC
This is a messenger RNA of Sinocyclocheilus anshuiensis, 2521 nucleotides long. It is a transcript of the gene iws1, whose product is annotated as interacts with SUPT6H, CTD assembly factor 1. The coding region runs from base 275 to 2341 and encodes 688 amino acids. The record is from RefSeq and is a predicted model, not a curated record. Gene Ontology annotation, biological process: poly(A)+ mRNA export from nucleus. Gene Ontology annotation, cellular component: nucleus. NCBI's taxonomy places the organism in Eukaryota, Metazoa, Chordata, Actinopteri, Cypriniformes, Cyprinidae. The transcript has 15 exons.